Molecule: messenger RNA, 318 nt
Organism: Kwoniella shivajii
Lineage: Eukaryota; Fungi; Basidiomycota; Tremellomycetes; Tremellales; Cryptococcaceae
Exons: 3
Coding region: 1-318 (105 amino acids)
Source: RefSeq, a predicted model, not a curated record
AUGACACACCAACCUACAUCAACAUCAACAGCAUACAACCCUGCUCCUUCCACACUCUCAAACGAAUCCCAAGAAGAUGUCCCUCCUUCUAUAGUAGCUGCUGGAACUGCGCUUCCUUCAGCCCCUACCCAACCUGUAGAGCCUCAACAAGCCGCGACUGCGCCUGGAACUGGAGGAGUAGUGGAAGAUACAAGUGGGCAAGAGAAGAUAUCAUUUAAAGAUCAGGUCAAUGGGUACGCGAAGAAGUUCGCAGGAACAGUCUUCCGUAAUGAGGGCGAGAAGGACUUUGGGGAAAAGAAGUUGGAUGGUGAAGCUUAA